Messenger RNA from Verticillium nonalfalfae, 633 nucleotides. RefSeq lists its product as uncharacterized. Lineage: Eukaryota; Fungi; Ascomycota; Sordariomycetes; Glomerellales; Plectosphaerellaceae. The record is from RefSeq and is a predicted model, not a curated record. The coding region runs from base 1 to 633 and encodes 210 amino acids. The transcript has a single exon.
AUGCCGUCCCUCCACAAGUCCACGACCCUCACGAUAACCGACAAGGACACCCUCUACGCCCUGUUCAUCCGCCGCCACCGCCGCGCAAUCCACCCCGUUUACGCCUUCCUCCCGCGCCUCCGCACCCUCAACAUUGCCCUCCGCGCCGGCGCCCCAGACUUCCUCCACAUCCACGGCCCCGCCCUCUGGCGCGCCCUCGCUCCGGCGUCCCUGCCCGCCCUCCGCCGCAUCUCCCUCUGGCUCGACGGCCACGAACCCAUCCAGCGCCGCCUCCUCCCGCAGUUUCGUGACCUCUGGACCAGGAUCCCCCCUUCCAUCGCCCACAAGCUCUCCGUCUCCCUGCCCGUCGGCCCAGACGGCCUCUGGGCGUGGGACGAGGUCGAAGUCCGGCCCUGGUGCAGCGGUAGCACCGGCAGCAGCGUCGUCCUCCUGCCGGCCUUCACGCCCGAGUUCAAGGUCGUGCUCAGGGGGUGGCAGGCCUUUACGGAGACGAGCGCCGGGUGGAUCUCGAGAGGGGGAGGCGGCCAGGGGCCGGGCGUGCGCAGGGUGUUGGCGCCGGGGAACCCGUUUGAGGAUCUGCGGCUGUAUGGACGGGGGUGGUUUGAUGAGUUUUAUUUCGCGGGGACGCUGUAG